AUGGCUCCACCCGAGCAUCCUUUCCCAGUCAGCGACCUCGAGCGGCGCGUGCAUUACCACACCGUCAAUCUGAAAGAGAAGAGUAGGAAGUUGGGGGAUUUCGAUCUGAAGCGGGACUGCGAAUUGCUCGAGCUGGUCCAGUAUAGCUGCACCACCCUCGAGCAGCAGUACGAGCGAGCCCUGUCAAAUCCGCAGGGUGCACCCCGCAUGGAAUGCUUCCCUUUCGUACGAUUAUUCAGAAAAUGUGAAAAGAAUGGGAAGGUCUUCCACGUCGAAACGACCGCAUGGGAGGGCCCACAUGCUUGGAAACCGCCUGCGGAUUCCGGGCCAGUGGCGGGUGCGAUCAACAAACGCGACGAGGAGUCCAAAACUGAAUCUUCGGCAAAUCUCUUUGAAAAUUAUGGGAAUUUGUUUUGGUCUCAAAAAUGA
Messenger RNA from Rhinocladiella mackenziei CBS 650.93, 429 nucleotides. RefSeq lists its product as uncharacterized. The transcript is spliced from 2 exons. The record is from RefSeq and is a predicted model, not a curated record. The coding region runs from base 1 to 429 and encodes 142 amino acids. Gene Ontology annotation, cellular component: mitochondrial inner membrane peptidase complex. NCBI's taxonomy places the organism in Eukaryota, Fungi, Ascomycota, Eurotiomycetes, Chaetothyriales, Herpotrichiellaceae.